Messenger RNA from Puma concolor (puma), 1779 nucleotides. The record is from RefSeq and is a predicted model, not a curated record. Lineage: Eukaryota; Metazoa; Chordata; Mammalia; Carnivora; Felidae.
AUGCAGGUCCCCAGCCCUAGCACGAGAGAGGCAGCGUCCAUGUAUGGCACGGUGGUGGCCAUCUUCCUGGUCAUCUUGGUGGCCACACUGCAGAGCUCGGUCCCCCCCGAGAAUCCCUUCCCCUACCGAGUACCCUUGGAUCCCGAGGGGUCCCUGGAGCUUUCCUGGAAUGUUAGCUACACGCAGAAGACGGUCCACUUCCAACUCCUGGUGCAGGAGCUCAAGGCCGGGGUCCUGUUUGGGAUGUCAGACCGCGGCGAGUUGGAAAAUGCUGACCUGGUGGUGCUCUGGACCGACGGAGACAACACCUACUUUGGGGACGCCUGGAGUGACCAGAGGGGACAGAUCCACCUGGAUUCCCGGCAGGAUUACCAGCUGCUGAGGACGCGGAGAACCCCGGAAGGCCUGAGCCUGAUCUUCAAGAGGCCCUUUGACACCUGUGACCCCAAGGAUUACCUCAUUGAGGAUGGCACCGUCCACCUGGUAUACGGGGUCCUGGAGGAGCCGUUCCGGACGCUGGAGGCCAUCAACACCUCGGGGCUGCAGACGGGGCUGCAGAGGGUACAGCUGUUAAAGCCCAGUAUCCCCAUCCCGGCCUUGCCCGUGGACACGCACACCAUGGAGAUCCGCACCCCGGACAUCCUGAUCCCCGGCCAGCUGACCACAUACUGGUGCCACAUCACUGAGCUUCCAGACGGCUUCUCCCGGCACCACAUCGUCAUGUACGAGCCCAUCGUCACCAAGGGCAACGAGGCCCUGGUGCACCACAUGGAGGUCUUCCAGUGUGCCGCCCAGUUUGAGACCUUCCCCCAGUUCAGCGGGCCCUGCGAUUCCAAGAUGAAGCCCGGACGCCUCAAUUACUGCCGCCACGUGCUGGCCGCCUGGGCCCUGGGUGCCAAGGCCUUUUAUUACCCGGAGGAAGCAGGCCUUGCUUUUGGGGGCAACGGGUCCUCCAGAUUUCUCCGUCUGGAAGUUCACUACCACAACCCGCUGAAGAUCCAAGGCCGCCGCGACUCCUCGGGCAUCCGCCUGCACUACACGGCCACGCUACGUCGCUUCGACGCGGGCAUCAUGGAGCUGGGGCUUGUGUACUCGCCCGUGAUGGCCAUCCCCCCGCGGGAGACGGCCUUCGUCCUCACCGGCUACUGCACGGACAAGUGCACCCAGCUGGCCCUGCCUCCCUUAGGGAUCCACAUCUUCGCUUCCCAGCUCCACACACACCUGACGGGGAGGAAGGUGGUCACUGUGCUGGUCCGGGACGGCCGAGAGAUGGAGAUUGUGAACAGGGACGACCACUACAGCCCUCACUUCCAGGAGAUCCGCAUGUUGAAGAAGAUGGUGUCCGUGCACCCGGGGGACGUGCUCGUCACUUCCUGUACGUACAACACAGAAGACAGGGAGCUGGCCACCGUGGUGGAAAUACUCCCGCAGGAAACCCGGGUCCACGGUGCUCUUGCAAAGCUCCAGCUGCGUCUGGGGAUAGUAGUGGACGUAGUUGACGCACAUCUCCUCCAGGAUACCAAAGCCCCCCUGCGAGAUGGGGAGGACGCCCGUCAGGACCGGUGCCUCGUGGGGCGCCACCACCGCCGGCUUCCGGGCCUGUUCACCGCCUUCACUCGCUGGGGCACAGCACGGGUGGUGUUCCGAAGCCAGCCGGGGCCGGGCCCGCUGCGGCCCAUCGGGCAUGUGUCCUCCCCUCCCCACCGCUCAGUGAGGCUGGUGCUGUCUGGGACCGCAGCCCCGGGGGACAGCGCAGCCCGGGGGAACCUGCUGCGAUGA